Molecule: messenger RNA, 448 nt
Organism: Staurois parvus
Lineage: Eukaryota; Metazoa; Chordata; Amphibia; Anura; Ranidae
Source: the annotation of a GenBank genome assembly
GGCAGUGGGCUCCGAGUCAACAGGCACGACAGUGGGCUCUGAGUCAACUGGCACGACAGCGGGCACCGGGUCAUCAGGUAUGACAACGGGCACUGGGUCACCAGGCAUCAGGUCAUUUGGCUCGCCAGAGGGCACCGCGUCAUCUGGCAAGGCAGUGGGGCACCGAGUCACCAGGUAUGACAGCGGGCACUGGGUCAGCAUUGGAUCGCCUGGCUCGACAGCGGGCAUCGGGUCACCAGGCAUCAGGUCAUUUGGCUCGCCAGAGGGCACCGCGUCAUCUGGCAAGGCAAUGGGCACCGAGUCACCAGGUAUGACAGCGGGCACCGGGUCAUCAGGUACCGGAUUGUCUGGCUCGACAGCGGGCAUCGGGUCACCAGGCAUCAGGUCAUUUGGUUUGCCAGCGGGCACCGCGUCAUCUGGCAAGGCAGUGGGCACCGGGUCACCAGGC